AUGGAAAAACUCACUAACGAAGAAAAUCAAUUAAUUAAAGACUUUCACUUACAUUUAGAGGCAAAUUUGUAUGAUGAUCCUUCGAAAAGCAAUGUUAUUGUUAUAAGACAUGCCUUCACCUAAUAGAAUAAAGAUUAACAUAUUUAUGAAAUAAAAAGAGGAGGCAUUUUUAAGUAAGACCCUGAGUGGAGAUAGCUUAUGCUUGAUGAAGUUUAUUUUGAUACACCCUUACAUAAUGUUGGUAUUCACUAAUGUUUAGCCAACUAAGAAAAAGUAAAUGAAAUAGAUUUUGAAGUUGUCUUAGUAUCUCCUCUUUAGAGAACACUUUAAACUUGUCUUUAUUUAUUCUAAAACCAUCCUAAUCGCUAAAAGAUUCAUUUUCUCAUUUAUCCUUUAGUGUCAGAAGGAGUCUGUGCAACAUCUUGUUUAGCAUACGAAACAAACACUUCAUUAAGGGAAAGAAUGACUAAACUAGCUUAAUCGUAUAACAUAAACCUUGAUUUCUCUUUGCUAGACUAAAAAUAAGUCGAUUUUAUGUGGCAAUUAGAGCAAAUUUAAGAUGAAAAAAUACAAGGUAAAUAUAAGGAUUGUUUAUAAAAAAUAAAAGAUGAAAAAGAAUACAGACAAUUUAUAAUAUAAGAAAUGACUGAUAGCUUCCCUCAUUUCUUUGAAAAUUGGGAGCUAAUGUUUAAAAGAGCAUAAGUGGCAAACAAGGAAAUUUCAUAAUUUAUUUAGAAAUACCCUAACAUUGUAAAUAAUACUAAAAAGUUAGGAAUAGUGACUCACAGUCAUUUUAUUACAUGCAUGACAGCAAAAGGCUUUAAUCAUGAUGGAAUAGCAGAUGGUAUAGUCUUGAAAAAUUGCUAAAUAGCACCUGUUUUUAUUGAAUGA
Messenger RNA from Tetrahymena thermophila SB210, 891 nucleotides. Its product is annotated as histidine phosphatase family (branch protein 1). Gene Ontology annotation, cellular component: cytoplasm. NCBI's taxonomy places the organism in Eukaryota, Ciliophora, Oligohymenophorea, Hymenostomatida, Tetrahymenidae. The record is from RefSeq and is a predicted model, not a curated record. The transcript has a single exon. Gene Ontology annotation, molecular function: phosphatase activity.